This is a messenger RNA of Physcomitrium patens, 4335 nucleotides long. Its product is annotated as mechanosensitive ion channel protein 6. Gene Ontology annotation, molecular function: mechanosensitive monoatomic ion channel activity. Gene Ontology annotation, biological process: transmembrane transport; monoatomic anion transport. The record is from RefSeq and is a predicted model, not a curated record. NCBI's taxonomy places the organism in Eukaryota, Viridiplantae, Streptophyta, Bryopsida, Funariales, Funariaceae. Gene Ontology annotation, cellular component: plasma membrane.
AGAUCUUGGAGGAUUUUCAUAUUGCACUCCCUGUUUUUUCCGUCAGGCUACAAUCGCGGCGGAUUUGUUUAGAAGAUCCCUCUCAAAACUGCGAUUACUUAAUCCACCAUCAGAAUAUGUCACAACAUCAUCUCGAAUGCUGACGAGCCUGCACAAUCAUCGAGCAAUGACACAGAAUAGCACUUCUGGCUGCACUCCUGCCAUGCACGUUGAAUUCUCCUAGUCGUCGAAGUCAUAUCACAAAUGCAAACGUGGUCGAUAAUUCCACAUGCUGUGAACGGCUCUCAACUCAUGGAACCGCGGGUGACUUAGUGGCAAGUUGAUGCUCCUGAAGAAGCGCGCCACUUUCCGAGCGGUCAGCUGACAUCAGAAGACAAACGGAACAAAACGACAACGAGGGAAGGAGGAUAAUGCGGACGCAGUUAAGACAUGAUGUGAAGCGGUUUACUCAUUUGUGGUGGGUAAAGUAGAGUUAAGUCCGAAAUUAGUGUGAGGAUCGUAAAAUCACGUCGCAAGUCUCACCGAUUCCCUAGAUCUUCGUGGUGUAAAUUCACCUUUGCAUCUGCUAAGUUAGCGGAGCAGCGUCGGACGUGGUAGGUGAGCCUUCGAGGACAUUGGCAUUCGGUCUUUAGCGGUAGACAUGAGAUGAGUGCGAUUGAAACACGAAACAAGCUCGUGCUGAAGGACCCUAGCAACCAGAUUGCGACAGAUGGCUUUCUAAGUGGUAAGACAGGGAGCAGAAUGAAAAAACCUGACAGAUUUUUUGAGAAAAUCGUCGAGGCUCGGGAAGUAGCCGGGGGUGUAGGCGAAUUGCGCGAUGAGAGGCCGGGGUCCUCUCUCGCGGAUUUAGAAAGACGCGCGAGAGCUGCAUCAGGCGGACAUUUGCAGUAUUCCAAAAGCAUUGGGCGUGAGAUGGAAGAGCGACUGCCGUCGCGAAUUCGGUUCGACGAGACCGGGAGGAGGGGGUCGGAGGCGCAGCAGGGAAAGGACGUUGGGGUGGGUUGGCACGAGGGAUCUGACCAGGACCAGCUGGAGAAGGUCAGUUUGUUGAACCAAGAGCCCCCCUCAGGGAUUACCCCACACAAGAGGUGGCGGACGAAGAGUUUGGACAUGGGGUAUGGGAAGGCAAUGGACUCCUCCGGCAGCUUGUGGCGGAAACAGCCGAAGGAUUUAGCGAUAGAGGUGGAUCCUGAGAAUACAGGUCCCGGACCCUGGACGCAGAAGCGGGGCAGUUUGCCUCAUCUCCCCGAGACGCACAUUUACUCGCAGUCGGAGUCCGAGUUGAGCAAGGAUAACUCGGCUAUGAGUUCCAUGAAGCGGGGUGUUUCGCAGGUGGACUCGGAUUCGACAAACUCCUCCCUACGCUUGCCGGCAUUGUUGUCUCACCUUCCCUCUUCGGGCGAUCAGGUCUCGGGGUUCAUGGAGAAUCCUGCAUUUGCCGUUGAGGGCCCGAAGAACUAUGGGGAGAAGCUCGACCGUGGCGACGAGAUUGGGAGUCUCCGUCUGCGCAAGACGAGCUCUCACAGUAGUCAGCGCCACUCAUUUCGGGACGAGGAGUUGGUUGUCAAGUCCUCUGCGAUACCUGCGAGUCAUUACAACAGAGCGAAGUCGAGAUUUGCUGAGCCAAGGAAGCCAUUUGAUCAGAACAGCGGUAGUCCACGGAAGUCGGGAGGCGCGCGAUCCGGCCAGCUGAAGUCCGGCCCGCAGAGGUCACAGCAGCUACGAUCAGGGAAGCUAUGGUCUGGUCAGCUAAAGUCGCAGAUGAUGAAAUCGGGGAUGAUUCAGCUCGGGCGCGUGGAGGAGGAAGAAGAAGACCCCUUCAAGGAUUUGGACAUGCCAGAGCGCCCUAAGUUUCGGAGGAAACUGACAUGGAGUGUAUGUUUGGAGUGGAUAGCGUUCUUCGUGCUGCUCGGAGCUGUGAUUUGCAGCAGAAUACUACCCCAAGCAAGAAACUUAGAGUUGUGGGGGCUUUUGCUUUGGAAAUGGUUUCUUCUAGCGCUGGUGAUUGUUUGCGGUCGUUUAGUCUCCGGAUGGGUGACCCGAGCGUUAGUUCUUGUUUUCGAGAUGAAUUUCUUAAUGCGGAAGCGGGUGCUGUACUUCGUGUAUGCUUUGCGGCGGGGUGUCAGGAACUGCAUUUGGUUGGCGUCGGUGCUGAUGGCAUGGAAUUUUAUGUUCGACUCAAGAGCGCAGAAAGUCAGCAGAAAACUCAUGUACGUCACCAAGGUUUUACAAUGCAUUCUUCUGGCGGCAGUACUGUUCCUCGUAAAAGUGUUCUUAGUAAAGUUGCUUGCGUCGUCCUUCCAUGUCGGAACAUACUUCGAGCGGAUUCGCGACUCGCUUUUCAACCAGCAUGUGUUAGAGGUUCUCUCUGGGCCGCCCGUAGUCGAGAUCGAGAGGAUGAAAGAGGACGACGAGAAGUUGCUGGAGGAAGUGUCUCUGCUGAAAAAAGCUGGCGCAACGGCCAAGGGUUUGGAAGGGUUGCCAGGAAUUAGCGAGAACAAUGAGACUCAAAAGUCUAGAAAACUGAGUAGAAGUAAGACCACUCCCGUCUCAGGGGAGGUCAAGGCAGGAUCUGGUAUUACUGUGCAACACCUGCACAAGCUCAAUCGGCAGAAUGUGUCAGCCUUCAACAUGAAGCGCCUUGUUAAUUUGGUCAGGUCUCAGGGCGUCGCCACUUUUGGUCAAGGACUUGAUGGCAAUGCUGAAGAAGAAAUGGACACUGAGAUCAGGAGUGAGUGGCAGGCUAAAGCUGUUGCCAAGGAAGUUUUCAACAAUGUUGCAAAACUUGGCGCUUCCUGUAUUACUGAGGGAGAUCUGAUGCGGUUCAUGCCAGAAGAGGACGCCAUACGUGCGCUAGCUCUUUUUGACGAAGCCAUGGAGACGGGGAAAAUUACAAAGAAGGCUCUCAAGAGCUGGGUGGUGAAUGUGUACCAGGAGAGACGCGCACUUGCUCUAUCACUCAGUGACACCAAGAGUGCUGUUAGCAAGCUCCAUCGCAUGAUCGAUGUUGUCCUGUCCAUAAUAGUGCUCGUCAUCUGGCUUCUUAUCUUGGACAUCGCUACCACGCAACUUCUGCUAUUCGUCUCGUCUCAGUUGGUACUUAUGGUUUUCAUCUUUGGAAACACAUUAAAGACUGUGUUCGAAGCCAUUGUCUUCGUUUUCGUGUAUCACCCAUUCGACGUUGGAGACCGCUGCCUCAUCGAUGGAGUCAUGUACGUGGUUGAAGAGAUGAACAUUCUGACGACGGUCUUUUUGGGAGAUUUCAAUGCCAAGGUCUGGUACCCUAAUUCGGUGCUUGCAACCAAGCCUAUUUCAAACUACUACCGAAGUCCAGACAUGGGUGAUAUGUUUAAGUUCUUCAUUUCUUCAGCCACCCCCGCAGAGAAGAUUGGACGGCUCAGAGAGUUUAUCGGCAGAUAUAUCACCAGCAAGCCUCAGCACUGGAAAGAAACUUUCACUAUUAAUUGUAUGGACUGUUCACCCGAGCACGGAAGAUUGGAACUUGUUUUGGGGCUUACGCACACAAUGAACUUCCAAAACUUUGGAGAGAAGACGGCCCGAAGGUCUGAGAUAAUCUUGGAAAUGAAAAAAGGCUUUGAAGAGCUUGGCAUCGAGUAUCACCUUCCUACCCAAGAAGUGCAUGUAAAGUCUGUUGAUGGAUCGACAAUCAAUCUCAACCGACCUCUGUAACUGUACUGGAAAAGGAACGAAAGUGGUGCAUCAGCAAUUCAAUCCUCGAAGUUGCGAUAGUAACUCUACCAGUUUGUACCCGUAAUCCUUAUGCCCGUAACGUGUACUAUACUGGGAAACGAGUUGCACAUCCCUGAUUGCAGGAUUCUUAUUCUGCUGCAGUUUCAGCCUCAGAAUCCUUUGGAUUAGUAAUCCACAGAACUUAUCCGGAGUGGAAAUUACAACACUCCUUUUAGCCUGACAGCAGGCUGCCCAAAGACAUAUGCAGACUGGCAAACGUAAAAUGCCGUCUCAAUGUCGAAGACGUUUUGUAAGGUGGGUGUGUGAAUCAUUCACCUCAGCAGACCACGUAUCAUGAGAAAGCAUGUAGGUUAGCAUAUAAAUCAGGGGCAGGUUUUUGUGAAAAGUUGGUUCGUACAUUGUGUUCGGAGAGUGUCUUUCGAUCAUUCAGCGCCAGGUGGGCAACCUGAACUUCGGACCCGAACCUAGAGAGCUGUGUGGGUAAAUCUCUCUUUCUUUCGUGUUCUGAUAUAAAACACUGUCAUAUUCCCUCAGGCUGCCCAGUCUUCAUCUUUAGGGCGAAGCCCUAUAGUAAAUUAGGUCGUCAACGUCUCUGAUCUGGUAAUCACAAUUUAAGUUCCAUUA